This is a messenger RNA of Echinops telfairi (small Madagascar hedgehog), 4094 nucleotides long. RefSeq names its product collagen type XXI alpha 1 chain (gene COL21A1). Lineage: Eukaryota; Metazoa; Chordata; Mammalia; Afrosoricida; Tenrecidae. The record is from RefSeq and is a predicted model, not a curated record. Bases 137 to 3010 code for a protein of 957 amino acids. The transcript is spliced from 30 exons.
UGCCCGGCGAGGGGCUGAUCACUCUCUGGACACCCCAGUACCCCCACAGAUCUCGCAGCUGCUUGGGGGCGGCAACCGUGACCUGGACAUCCUGCUAGGAAUCCUGAAACCCAAAUAUUGCAACAGGAACAGAAACAUGACUCAUCAGAUAACAUUUGUUUGGACAGUUUUGGUCUUGCUUCUUCAGAAUUCUGCAUUAGCUGAAGAUGAAGAAAUUAGAUCAAGUUGUCGCACGGCUCCAACGGACUUAGUCUUCAUCUUAGACGGCUCUUACAGUGUUGGCCCAGACAACUUUGAAAUAGUGAAAAAGUGGCUUGUCAAUAUCACAAAAAACUUUGACAUUGGACCAAAGUUUAUUCAAGUUGGAGUUGUUCAGUACAGUGACUACCCUGUACUUGAGAUUCCACUUGGAAGUCAUGACUCAGGAGCGAACUUGGUAGCUGCCAUGGAGUCCAUACAUUACUUGGGAGGAAACACAAGGACUGGAAAGGCCAUCCAGUUUGCCCUUGAUUACCUUUUUGCCAAGUCCUCAAGAUUUCUGACGAAGAUAGCGGUGGUGCUGACUGAUGGCAAAUCUCAGGAUGAAGUCAAGGAUGCAGCAGAGGCGGCACGAGACAGUAUGAUAACAUUAUUUGCCAUCGGCGUUGGUUCAGAGACAGAAGAUGCAGAACUGAGAGCGAUUGCCAACAAGCCUUCAUCUACUUACGUGUUUUACGUGGAGGACUAUAUUGCAAUAUCCAAAAUCAGAGAGGUGAUGAAGCAGAAACUCUGUGAAGAAUCUGUUUGUCCAACACGAAUUCCAGUAGCAGCUCGAGAUGAGAAGGGAUUUGAUAUACUCCUAGGCUUGGGUGUAAAGAAAAAGGUUAAGAAAAGAAUCCAGCUCUCACUGACGAAGAUAAAAGGCUAUGAAGUAACAUCAAAGGUGGAUUUAUCAGAAUUCACAAGCAAUGUUUUCCCAGAAGGCCUCCCUCCAUCAUAUGUAUUUGUGUCAACUCAGAGAUUUAAGGUUAAGAAAAUAUGGGAUUUAUGGAGAAUUUUAACCAUUGAUGGAAGGCCACAAAUGGCAGUCACUUUGAAUGGUGUGGAUAAAACCUUAUUGUUUACAACAACCAGCAUAAUUAAUAAUACCCAAGUGGUCACCUUUACUGACCCUAGAGUUAAGAUAUUAUUUGAUGAAGGCUGGCAUCAAAUCCGCCUCUUAGUAACAGAACAAGAUGUAACGCUGUACAUUGAUGACCAACAAAUUGAACACAAGCCCUUACAUCCAGUGUUAGGGAUCUUCAUCAAUGGACAAACCCAAAUUGGAAAAUACUCAGGGAGAGAAGAAACUGUUCAGUUUGACGUCCAAAAGUUGCGAAUCUACUGUGACCCAGAGCAGAACAAUCGGGAAACCGCAUGUGAGAUUCCUGGAUUUAAUGGAGAGUGCCUCAAUGGUCCCAGUGAUGUAGGUUCAACUCCAGCUCCGUGCACAUGCCCACCAGGAAAACCAGGGCUGCAAGGCCCCAAGGGUGAGCGUGGACUGCCUGGGACUGCUGGCUACCCUGGACAGCCUGGUCAAGAUGGUAAGCCUGGAUACCAGGGAAUCAUAGGAUUACCAGGGGUUGCAGGUUCCCCGGGAAUACAAGGAGUUCAAGGACUACCAGGUUUCAAAGGAGAACCAGGGAGAGAUGGUGCAAAGGGUGACCGUGGACUUCCUGGGUUUUCUGGACUUCAUGGGGUGCCAGGAUCAAAGGGUGACAUGGGUCCCAAAGGAGACAAAGGAUCACCUGGACUGUAUGGCAAAAAGGGUGCAAAGGGUGAAAAAGGGAAUUCUGGUUUUCCUGGCCUUCCUGGACAUGCUGGAGAACCGGGAAGACAUGGAAAAGAUGGCUUAAUGGGUAGUCCAGGUUUCAAGGGAGAAGCAGGACCACCAGGUGCUCAGGGGCCGGAGGGACCACGCGGAGAACCUGGAAUCCCAGGAUUUCCUGGAAAUCAAGGAUUAGUGGGACAGAAGGGAGAAACUGGGCCUCCAGGACCACAAGGGAAAAAAGGAGUCCCAGGCUUGCCUGGCUUGCUGGGAAAUGAUGGCUCACCAGGUCAACCUGGAACACCAGGAUCUAAGGGAAGUAAAGGUGAGCCUGGACCUAAAGGGAUGGCUGGGCCUUCUGGCUCCAAGGGAGAACCAGGAGCAGUGGGUGCCCAGGGAGAGCCAGGAUACAUGGGUUUUCCUGGGACGCAAGGGAAAAAGGGAGAAAAAGGAGAUCGAGGUGAAAAAGGCCUUCAGGGCCAAAAGGGAGAACAUGGAAGUCAAGGAAUUCCAGGACAACAGGGAAUUCAAGGUCAUCAAGGUCGAAAAGGAGAGAGAGGUGAAAAGGGAGAACCUGGUUUCAGAGGUGCCACCGGACCCAAAGGAGAAGCUGGGAUGGAUGGCUUGACAGGGCUUGUAGGCCCCAAAGGACAACAGGGUGAAACAGGUCCUCGGGGGCCACCAGGAUUGGAUGGGAAGCCUGGGAGAGAAUUUUCAGAACAAUUCAUUCGACAAGUUUGCACUGAUGUAUUAAGAGCCCAGUUACCAGUCUUACUUAGGAGUGGAAGAAUUCAAAAUUGUGAUACCUGUCAGUCCCAAAGUGGUGCUCCAGGUAAUCCUGGGCCACCUGGACCCAUGGGACCAGAAGGCCCCCGAGGGUUUCCUGGCCUACCAGGAAGAGAUGGUGCUCCUGGUUUGAUGGGUGUCCCUGGGCGUCCCGGUGCCAGAGGUUUAAAAGGUCUGCCAGGAAGAAACGGGGCAAAGGGAAGCCAAGGAUUUGGGUACCCUGGAGAGCAGGGUCCUCCUGGCCCCCCAGGUCCAGAGGGUCCUCCUGGAAUAAGCAAAGAAGGUCCUCCAGGAGAAACGGGUCUCCCUGGCAAAGAUGGAGAACAUGGCAAACCUGGCAUCCAAGGGCAACCAGGCCCCCCAGGCAUCUGCGACCCCUCACUAUGUUUUAGUGUCGUUGUUGGGAGAGAUCCUUUUAGGAAAGGACCAAACUAUUAGUGAGUGAUGCCUCAUUCAGCAUCCUUGGCUAGGUGCUUUUCUUGUGUGGUCCUUUGCAUCUCAGGAAGAUAACUAGCAAUAAUCCCUUGACAAGGAACGAAAGUACCUCUGUGUGUUGUUUUUCCUGGAGGAAAAAUAUAAUAAAGGGCAUAUAUAUAACUGAUUCUUAAAAGGUCCUUCAAUAAUUUGGAGCUUUUAAAGUUAUAACAUCAACUAAAUUUCCAGGAUUUCUUGUAAGUCUAUUGUUUUUAAUCAGUUAAAUAAAAUUAAAAACACCAGUGUCUGUCAGCCAGUCAUUUUCAGUCAACGUGAAAUGUGUCAUUUAGUCUCCAUGCAGUGGAGUAUUUGAAUUCAAUUUCAUGGCUGUGUGAAUUUUAUGUUUCAUGUCUCAUAACUCAUGCUUAGACAUUAACCAACACAGGUAUUUUAUCAUUGGAAAUCAAAACAGGGCUGAUAUUCAGCUGGGAUGGGUAGUACUCCCAUGACCACUUCUGCCAAUAGCUGUGCUUAUUGGUUAGGGUCUGUGGCCACUUUUUAUAUGUCUUGAAUGUCACCUCUGACUAAGAUUGAUGUGGUUUUUUUUUAAUUUUUGCUGAUUCUAAAAUUAGACUAAUUUGUUAUGCUAAGAAGAUGGAUUAAAUCCAUUGGAAAUGGUUGAAAUUGUUUAGCACAAGUUAAAAUACUUCAGAUAAUGUUUCUUUGUACCUGAUCAGUGCAUUCAAAGAAAAUGGGAGUUCAGCAAUAUUAAAAUAAAUAUAUGCUUCCUACUUGCUGUCUAAUUGGAAUGUUUGUUGUCUGCCAUCAUUUUUCAUUUCAUUUAUUAUAUGUGUAUGUUCUCUGUUAGUUUUCAUUAUAGUCAAGCUAAUGAUAAGAAGUGCUCUAGAUAAACAGAAAAGCAAUUCCAUAAAUCCUAGUAUGUCUUGAUAUUUUUAAGCAGACUUUUGAAUAUUGUGAGCAGUCCUGGUGUACUGUUCUUAUGGCUUUUCUAAGGGACAUAAUUUGAGAUAUUUUGUCUUUUUGUCAUGAUUUAAAUUUUGUUACGUGCUUGUUAUUCAAAUUAAAAUAAAGUUUUAUACAGAUAUAA